AUGAAAAUCGGGAUAUACGUUUGUGGAGUUAAGGAGACUUCAAACGAAGUGACACAGAGUCAAACUAAUUCAGAGUACAAAGUUUCGUAUAACUCACGUCACCAGAAGAUUUCAAGAAUCAACAUGGGCAAAUUGAAGAAACGGGAGAGGCAACGAGAACGUCUUUGUCGCAUGUACAAUCAGAUUUUAACGGAAUGCUCGCAGCUUAAUGGAAGCUGGCCUGACCUGGAUGAUCCACGCUGGAGCAGCGGAGAAUUUGUAGAACUUCUGUCAGACUGGUUUCCGUCAAAUAUUACCAACGGGACGAUAACAGAAAAUACAACAGCCUUAUCAACUGCGGAACCUUUCACGCCUGUUCUACCACCCUUCGAACUCUGGCAGACGAUACUGAUUGCUUUCUCCCUCGCAUUAUGUAUACUGUUAACCGUCGGCGGUAACAUUCUCGUCCUUCUGGCGUUUAUCGUAGAUAGAGCCAUCAGGCAACCGAGCAACUACUUCAUCGCUUCAUUAGCAGCCACUGACAUGCUUAUUGGCACCGUCUCCAUGCCAUUCUACACGGUCUACAUUCUGAUGGGAUAUUGGAAUCUUGGGCCCUUACUCUGCGAUUUAUGGCUCUCCGUAGAUUACACGGUAUGCCUGGUAUCCCAGUACACAGUGUUACUGAUUACGAUCGAUCGGUUUUGUUCGGUGAAAAUAGCGGCCAAAUAUCGCAGCUGGCGGACAAAAAACCGCGUGAUCUGGAUGGUAACCAUCACCUGGAUCAUCCCGGCCUUGCUCUUCUUUAUCAGUAUUUUCGGCUGGGAGCACUUUAUCGGUUAUAGAGACCUAGACCCUGGCCAGUGCACCGUUCAAUUCCUCAAGGAUCCGGUUUUCAACACCGCCCUUAUAAUUGGCUACUACUGGACGACGCUGGUGGUCCUGUUUAUCCUCUACGGUGGCAUAUACAAGACAGCUUACGACAUGCAGAAGAAAAGCGAGGAGAAACAGCGAAAAAUGCAGUCCAUGGUUGCACUGAGUGCCGGUGCAAUGUCUGGCAUGGCAGGCCGUGCGGCUGGGAUAGGGAUGUCGAAGACGCAAAGCACUCUACUGAGUCAGGACAAGCCGAAACUGAGCACAUCGGGCGAGGAGGGGACAGGCGGAGACGGUUCAGGACAGAAAACUUCCUCAAAGACGUCUGGAACAGGGACAAGCGAUUCGACCGAGAAACAAAUGUACGGAAACACCGUUGCCACAGAGGCGGAAAAAUCUGAAAGGUCUAGCAGUCCGGCGUUCGAUUCCGACGAGGAGAGCACCAUGGGCCCAGCGCAACAGCUCAGCAGCAUCAGGAAACGAUCCUCUUUGGCUGGUAUGGUCGCUCAGUCCGGCGCUCUUCCGAUUUUCUCGACCAACGGACAUCUGAACGGAAUCGUCCCCGCGAAAGUCGAGACGAACGUGCAGUCGAAGAAACUUCUCUCGGUCAGUCCAACGUGCGACAUAGGCACGGCCACGCAGAAAGCACAAACGUUGCCAAAGAUACAAGAAUUGAGCCUGUUGGACACAGAGAACGCACCAGAGCCUGACAACAAGUCGAGCAGUCAAACGCUGACGCCUGAACAAUCUCUGAAGUGGAACGGUGAUGGCCCCAAUCAGCAACAUCUGACCUCCGCCGAAACGUCACCGCCUACUCAUCCUACUCGUUCCAUCAGCAGUAGCCAGCAAAACAUUAUACCGCCGCCCACGCAGUUCCAGAGUAGCCCGCAAGUAUCCGACAGCCCUUCUACUUCGUCGUCGACCGACAGACCCAAGUCGCUGGUCGUGUCCUCUCACGGCACUUUCGAUAUUCUGACCGGCCUGGACGGCGGAGACUUGAGAUACAUGGACGAGAGCUCGGUGAUCUUGCCGAGCCCUUCGUACGAAAGUCCAUCGUCUUCCUUCUCGUACAGCCUGGCGAAUCCCCUGUCGAGCGCGCCCUCGUCACCAAUUUUAGGCAACGUCUCCACGGCAGCACCGAACACGAGUUUGUUGCAGGCAGCUCUGAUCAGAGCGACGGCGCAACAGGUCAGCAAUCAACAGACAAAACCGAGUCAGCCGCAGCCGGUGAUGUCCAACGCGUCCAGUCAAACGCACCCCCCUCGCGUGUUUAUCACUCAAAAGUCGAACGCUGCCUCUCAAACCUCGCCGACUGUUAGCAAAGUGCACACGGAGGUUACCGUGAAAGCGAAGGAUACGAAGCAACAGCCUGUGACGACGAUUGUCAGCGCGCCAGCAGCAGAAGCGUUCAAUACCGCGACGAACUCGAGGAGCAACGUGGAAGGUGGCUCGAGGAAAGACUUCGUGAAGACAAUUGGCAAACGUUUGAAGACCAAGACGCAGAGAAGGGAUCCUUUGUUAGGCCGGCAGAAGUCUCGGACAGAGAACAGAGCCAGAAAAGCGUUCAGGACGAUAUCUUUCAUUCUGGGCGCGUUUGUCGCCUGUUGGACACCGUACCACGUUUUGGCGCUGGUGGAGGGUUUCUGUUUGAACAAACCGUGCACCAACGAACAUCUAUUCAUGUUCUCGUACUUCCUCUGUUACACUAACAGCCCCAUCAAUCCGUUUUGUUACGCCUUGGCUAAUCAGCAGUUCAAAAAGACUUUCACCAGAAUACUGAAGGGUGAUCUGCACAUGACGUAA
Molecule: messenger RNA, 2652 nt
Organism: Heterotrigona itama
Lineage: Eukaryota; Metazoa; Arthropoda; Insecta; Hymenoptera; Apidae
Source: the annotation of a GenBank genome assembly